UACACAUUACCUGCAUCCCCUCAAGUCCUCAAGUCCUUAAGCCCUCUAGCCCCUUAUACUCCGCCUAACGUUGAGACAAAGUGAAUCAAGGGACCUUCGUCCCCUCAUUUCCGCCGUUAUAACCAGCCCGGAUGGGUUCGCCUCGAGCUCCUACACUUGUACAAUCGAGCACCAGCUGUCGGCGUUUUUCAGUUGUGUAAGGCUACUCCCGUGGGUUUCUGAAUAAUUUGUGCUGCCCAUUGUUAUUAUUUGUAUUACCUGGAUCCCGUUAUUCAGCACUUGCAGACUAGCCUCUUACCUGUUAAUGUCUUCGUCUCAAUCUUGUCCCCAAAGUUAGACACAGCAUAAAGCCUUGAUACCCCAAUUUGUUUGCGUUCGCCCACACAGUAUUUCUUACCAUUGUGUCUAUCCACGACGUGAUUUCCAUUUCCCUUAAACAUCUUGAGAAGCCCAACAAGAACACACAGAUCUUUGGCUAAUACAUGGAGAAUGGCGCACGGGUUCGAAAAGUUGGAACAGUUCUUUACUGGAUCAAGACGGAGGGGGCAAAAGAGGCAGAGGUCAACGCAGCAGCAACAGAAUGCAUCAAUACUCGCCGACCACCGCCCCUCACCUCCAAUGUUUCCAUCGCCGUCGUACCUUAGACCUACAUCCAUACAUAUGACACCAAGGGAGGCAGUUAUUGACGGACCGGAGUGCGACAUAAAUCGUUCUCAAAGCGUACCAACGAUACAAGAAGCAUUGGUCAAGUGGUCCUCGGUUGCCUCUAGUAUUACCAUUGUUAAUCGGCCCAGUCAAUCAGAUCCUCCGUCUUCCCCUUUGCGGCCCAACAGUAAGAGAUCGCCAACCAAACCACGCUCGUCCCGCUUUCGCUUCCCAGAAGAUUCAUUAUUCAGGAACAAGAGAUCAAUAGGUAGCCCGGAUGAUCGCGACCGGAUUAAUACAUCACGAGAGCAAUCACCGCAUUCACGUACCGUUGAAACAGGAUUGCUGGAUUGGACGCCAACUCAUAUAUCCCUGCUUUUCAAUCCACUGGAGUUUAAAGCUUCCUCCAAUCCCCAUCAGCCGGAACCUGAAAAUAAUACCAUAGGACCUUCAUUGCUUCCUUCCCCUGAUUUCGCACCAUCGAUGAUAUUACCAGAUAAUGGCAACUCUAUCGACAAUAUUAGCCUGCAAGCCGUUCCAUCCUGCUCUGUACAAAAGUUGACCUCAAACCUACAACAACGGUCUUCACAAUUCUAUGAAAGGGCAACAGCAGAGUGCAUCCCUGUUUUCGACGUUGAUAAGUUCAGUCGGAAGCCAGUGAUUCAUCGAUCCAUGUCUCUUAAUAGCCUUGCUCCUCGGCGUCCUAGAACGGCUGGUGCAGCAUUAACGAACGUCUCACUAUCUGAGAACGUCGGCAACUCCAAAAGCAGGCAUAGCUCGCGAGAAACAUGGGGUAGUAAGCUAGUGGAUCGUCCAUUUCGCAGCUCUCUCGCGAGUAAUAGUGAAUAUGUUCCACGUUCAAAGCUAAGAAGGUCCGCUAGUACAUCUACCCUCUCCAUUUCGGCGUCAAAGCCCUCGAAACAUGGCGUUCUUAAAGAGCCUACAUUCGAUGACUUCUUUGCUUUAAGUGAUGAUGAUAUUGCCGAAAACCAACCACUCACUCUUGACGUGCAUACCCCACCCACGUCCCUUCGCAAAGAUGUUCGCAACUCCUAUAGAAAGAGUCGUGUGUCAAAAAAUCCAAGUCCACGACAUAUUACGUUUAAGCCAGUUCAGGAAGAAAUAACUCCACCUACCACACCAACACGUUGCAAUCUUCUCGCACUUACGUAUUCGCCCACCAAUCCCCGAGACACUCUGGGAGCGCUUCGGGCUGCGGCACUCGCUAAGAAAUACGACUUUGCUGUUCUGUACGUACUAAGCCUCUGGCCUGUAGACGGUGACUCUCGUCUAGACAUCAUGGGUACUACCAUAACAAGCGGGCCUAAGACCGUUGAUAUGACGACCAAAGACAGGUUAGCUGCCUCUGCCAAGGUAACAAAUGUAAGUGGCCGUCUAUUGGCUGCAUAUGGUCUUAACGAAGUUCCAUCACCUUUUGAGAUCGUCACGGACACUCACCUCGCUGCGCUAAACUGCGAUUACUGGAACGAGUACCGAAAUGUCGAUGCGCGCCCCGAUGAUAUUUCUCGUGGGUGGAUCCGACCGUUCUACAGUGAAUACGCUCCUGUCUCAUCGUCACCAAAGGCAAGAGGCGGUCUCCCAGCUGACCAUCCUAAGAAUCGAGGUAUUGUGUUUGCAGCCUACUCAAAGCAGACAUUUAAUCCCGUCAUCCCCAUGAGGACUUCUGCGAAACAAGCGCUGCUUCUUCAACAGCUCUACCGUGAUGCAAAAGCGCUCGUUGAAACCUUGAUUGAGCCGCCAUCUGAGUUGAGAAAAUCACCGACAUCUCGUCAGGGUGCGAGAAAUUCGGUCGCGAAAGUUUAGUUGCGACGACGCAAUGGCUCUCUAGUCUAAUCAAGGUGCAUAGUGUAUCAUCAUCAUCUAGAGGAUCGACCUCAGCUCAGAGCUCACUCAGAUGUGGAAUAUAUCGGGGCAACAGCACAGCAGAUAUGGGCGACGAAGCGAUGCAUUUUUCCAAACGUUUUUUCAUGGCUUGUAUCCAACUAUAUACGUUAGCUUAUACGCAUGAAAAUCAUGCCCGAGUUGAAAUGAUCCAAUGUACGAAAAAGAUAUGACGAUGUGAUGAAUGGAUUUGAUGGGGAGGGCAUUACGCAGGAGUUUUUGAAAAUGUAUGAUUAUGAAUAACUACUCAGUAUUAAUAUGAGUAAGAAUCACUCACUAUG
This is a messenger RNA of Xylaria bambusicola, 2828 nucleotides long. RefSeq lists its product as uncharacterized. The coding region runs from base 490 to 2469 and encodes 659 amino acids. Lineage: Eukaryota; Fungi; Ascomycota; Sordariomycetes; Xylariales; Xylariaceae. The transcript is spliced from 2 exons. The record is from RefSeq and is a predicted model, not a curated record.